Messenger RNA from Diabrotica virgifera virgifera (western corn rootworm), 6188 nucleotides. It is a transcript of the gene cwo, whose product is annotated as transcription factor cwo. Gene Ontology annotation, molecular function: RNA polymerase II cis-regulatory region sequence-specific DNA binding; DNA-binding transcription factor activity, RNA polymerase II-specific; protein dimerization activity. The record is from RefSeq and is a predicted model, not a curated record. Gene Ontology annotation, cellular component: nucleus. Gene Ontology annotation, biological process: anterior/posterior pattern specification; regulation of circadian rhythm; regulation of transcription by RNA polymerase II. The coding region runs from base 480 to 1793 and encodes 437 amino acids. NCBI's taxonomy places the organism in Eukaryota, Metazoa, Arthropoda, Insecta, Coleoptera, Chrysomelidae. The transcript is spliced from 7 exons.
AAAACGCUCAGAACGACGUAUCGAUAAGUCUCUUUCUUGACGUCCAAUAAAAACCAAAUCAAAAAUCGAGUACGCUAAUUGAAUCAAUCACAUCAGCCAAACUUUUCCAAGCAUCAUCAAUAAUAUUUGUUUAUUUUUUUAUCAAACAGUGGAACAAGACAUCCCGUGUAUGUUGUUUGUCACGUAGCGCUUUUGGCGCAACAGAGAGAGACGGAAAGUGAAAGUGUGUCUGGAAUCGAUCGUACAGCUCACGUGUACUCUAGCGUGUUGGUCGUUUGCUUUUUAUCAGUGCCCAGCCAAGUUGUACAAGAGGUAGUUGUAACGAACAAGUGUUCCGUACGACACCUGUCAAAGUUUCGGUAAACAAUUAAAAAUUUCGCAUAUUUGAUCGAUCUCUUGUUCCUACUUAUGUGGUGUGUUUUUAGUUAUUUGUGAAUUGUGUUUUAAGUUUUACAAAAUACGAGGCUUAGUUUUUCAAAAUGGAUAUGACACCUACUUAUUGGGAGGAAAAUUCGAACAUACAGCCCAUUCAGCGGGUUAAAUACGAAAGUUGUAAUGCCCAUGACGAAAGUUCCAGAAUGAAAGAAGAAAGGACAGUUUAUACAUGUUGCGAUACAAAUUUAAAUUUUUCUACAGCUACAUGUAGUGAAGACGAUUGUGAGUAUGGACCCUAUAAAAAGAAUAAAGUAGCUCGGCAAGAUCCAAUGUCACAUCGAAUAAUAGAGAAAAGAAGAAGGGAUAGAAUGAACAAUUGUCUCGCCGAUUUGUCACGAUUAAUACCUACAGAAUAUUUGAAAAAAGGACGAGGGAGGAUCGAGAAGACGGAAAUCAUUGAAAUGGCUAUAAAACAUAUGAAAUAUUUACAACAGGACCAAGGGAAUCCAACUGAGCACUAUCGGCUAGGAUAUCAAGAAUGUAUGUCGGAAGCGAUGCGAUUCAUGGUAGAAGUGGAAGGACAUUUUCCACGUGAAGCCAUUUGCGUCAGACUGUUGAAUCAUUUACAAAAGCACGGAGAUUCGUUUUCCCGUGCUGCCUCGUUCAACGGGAACCACCAUUCUUCAUUGUUGACAGAACACAUUGUACCAGUACCGAACAUACCAGAACCAAUUUCAAAUGACGUAAAUCCCAAGACAGUAGGCUACUCUCUGCCCAAAAUGGAAUCCGAACCCAACAAUAACAACGGCUCUUACAUAGUAACCCCCAAUAGUCAGAUGGUAACAGAAGCUGAGUACGAGAAACACGCAGAUCACCCAGAAACUCAUGCAAUGUCCUACAAAUAUAAGACCAAUAUCAAACUGAGGUUUAACCAAGACAGUAACGUGAGCACUCCAGAGCCCUCGAAAAUUCAGAAACUAGAAAAUGGAAGAAGAAACUCGUUGACGAGUAUAGAAAAUCAGAGUUCCAGCCAUAGCUCCCCUCCAAGCAGCGAGCCCUGCACACGAAUCUCAGACAGCGACAACACACACAGGAGAUCUCCAUCGGACAGCACGUCCUCAGUACACAAACUAGAACCUCCCAGAGCCGAAGUGAUCCAAAGGUACUCCCCCAGCAUCAAAGCAUCGAUCCCAGUAGACACCAAACAGAACUUCAACGUCCCGAUCUUCGUCCUGCACGCCAAAGGAUCAUAUUACAUCCCUCUCACCAUCGAUUAUAAGUCCCUACUUCCGUUCCUGCACAAUUAUGAUUUGUUGGAGAACAUGCCCAUGCACGUCCUUCAUCCUGUCACUAUAAACGUAAAUUUUUCUCCUAAUUUCACCGAAGGCAGCAAAUAUAGCAUCAACAAUUGGCAUUAGAUAGACGAGGAAGUACUAAAAGGCUGUGAUGGUCAGGUUAACUCUUAAGACUGAUGUAAAAAUUAUUACAUAGGCUGUAGAUAACUGGUAAAAGUCUUUAUUUUUAGACCUAAAUAUGUAAACUUUUUAUUCGAAGUGGAACCUGAUUGAUAACUGUUCAUUUUUGUAUAAUGUUCUGACAUAUUACCGUAUAUUUUUGUUUUUUUUCGAUUUCCGUUAAAAAUUGGACACAAACAGUGGUAGGACCUCCAUAUUGGAUGCUAAUUUGCAAUUCUGCUCAGCUUAAUAGGGUAAACACUUCACGUCAAUGCUUAAAAAAACAUUGUAAUGAAGUAUCAUCGAUAAUGUUGAUAUUUUGACAUAUCAUAACUAUUAAACGCGACUUUACAACGUUAGGCAGUUUGUUUCGUGAAAAGUUACAGACGAUUUAGUAGAAAAAUUUCAAAAAUUCAAGUCUCGGAUAUCUGUAGCUCUUAAAAUAGAGACAGACACAAGUGACUCUAAGUAUACACCAAGAAAAAGUUCUAUAACUCUUUUCGGCAAACCGGAUUGGAAUUUGAACCACCAAAUUUUUGCUACAUGUUCCACAGUGGUCCACAAAAUGAACCACUUACUAAUCUAUUUUUUUCAAGUUACACCUACGCAAGAGGUUGGAAUUACUUAUUCCCUCUGCCCCUAUUAAGUAUAAUCAUUAAUUGGUAAAAUUUGCACGGUUUAGUUAUCAACCAAACGCAAAUGGUUAUCAGUUGUUUCUUGAAAAGUGUGGUCAUUUUACACGUGCAACUGAAUCUCGUGCCGCAAAGAGAUAAAUGGUACAAAAAGAAUGAAGAAUAAUUUUCAAUAACACCGAUUUUAUUUAUUUGGCCAGUUUAUGACCAAAUUCGGUCAUCUGAGCGCAAUCUACAAACCUGUCUUGUUACUACAAACUACUUACAGAUCACUUCCGAAGAGAUAAAAAAUUUAGAGACGUCUUAACCAAUUUUUUGGAAUACUUCAGUAGUUUUGUCUUUUUUCUCUGUAUUGUAGUCUUUAUUUAGAAAUCAAAUAGAUAUCUCUAUUGACUUCAAGACUGAUUGCACGACUUUAACAAUAAUACAAAUUUUAUGAUAUACAGGGUGUUUGGUAAAGAAUGGGCCAUAGCUUAACAUUAGAUUCCUGAGGUUAAAAUAGGUCGAUUAAAGCUAACUUACCUGAGUACAAAAGUUGAUAAUAACGGAAAUACAGGGUGUCAAAGUUAAACUUUUAUUUUAUUUAUUUUUGAAUAUUUCCUGACAGGCAUGGGAGAACAACACGAAAUUUGGUACGUGAUGCUGGUACUGUACACUGUACACCCUACAAAAUUAUGUUAAAAAAACGUUUCUGGCUACUACCAGAGGCGUACGACGGGGGAACGUAAAUGGUUGACCCUUCCCGAAUUCUACGCUACUGGCGGAAUUGGUAUUUUAGUGCAAUUUUUUUAUUUUCCAAUACUUUCUAUGUAAAUAACAUACUAUGCAUUCGUAACGAUAAAGCCAUUAGUUUUCGAGAUAUUUGAAGCUAAAAACGAAGGAGCAUAAUACUUUAAUCAAAAUAACUGUGCCUUUUCAUUUUUAACUUCAAAUAUCUCGAAAACGAAUGACUUUAUCGUUGCGAAUGAAGAGUAUAUUAUUUGCAUAGAAAGUAUUGCAGAAUCUAAAAAUUAUGCUCAAAUAGCAGCUUCAUCAGUGGCGUAGAAUUUGGGAAGGGUCAACCAUUCACUUUUUCCUGUCGUACGCCUCUGGUAGUAGCCAGAAACGAUUAUUUGACAUAAUUUAUUAGGGUGUACAGUGCCUACACUUUCUGCCAAGUAUGACACGGAUAUGUCAAAUAAUUUUAAAAUAUAUUUUUUAAUAAUUUAUUCUUUAUUUAAAACUUUAAUAACUAUGUUUGCCCGGUACUAUAAAACUAUUUGACAUAUCCUUAUGAUACUUGGCAGAAAGUGUAGGUACUGUAUUGUUCAAGCAAUCUAUAUAGUGUAAUAGGUAAGAUUUGUAGCUUUGGGUAGUUCUUCUUUAAGCUAUUAGGCCGGCAGCUGGUUUUUUCUGGUAAUUAAAUAUGUAGUUAAAAAUAUUUCUUUAUACUUAGGUAAAUACCGUUAAAGCAGGACAUAACAUCGUAUGUGUUAAAAUUAAUUUGAUCAAUUUUUUAAUUACAUUUAACCUCACAGGGACCCUCCCUCUUACCGCAUGCUUGCAUUAAUAACUGAUGUAGAAUAGCUUUUAUAAUUAAUCUUGUUAUUGUAAGAAUUAUUGAUACUAAAAGAACUUUAUAAAAACACAGUUAGAUCUAAAAUUACUUUAGGUAUACAGUUCAAAACUUUUAAAAUUCAGCAAAAAAUGCAAGCAUGUCCCCGUUCUUUUUUUAUUUAUUAAAAAUACAAAAUCUAAAAAUAUUUUUUUAACCGAGUCUUUUCAUUACUACACUUACACUUACUACACUUAUGCUUGGAAAAUGAAUUGCACAACACAACAAUUAAAAUACUGAUACACUUAACUCAUUUUCUCCUUCUUCCGUAUUUUCUUCGUUACUAUCAUCGCCCAAUUCAAUAAUAAAUUUAUUUCCACCAUUAAUGUGGAAGUGCCCAAUCUUCUUAUAAUAUUCUUCCACUUUGAUCACUUUGGCGAUUCUUUUCUGCCAGUCUACUUUGGUAAUAUUGGCUACUUCUUUUUUAAUUAUCUCAAUUACCUUUUUGUCAAAUUUAGGAAAUUUAUUUGAACGCCUUAUACUUGGUUUGAAUUGUCCCCAAAUUAACUCAAUAGGAUUGAAAACACAAAAAUAGGGGGGAAGUCUCAAUAUAGUGUGUCCAUGCUUUUCGGCAAUACUCUCUAGAGCAGGAGUGGGCAAAAGCCGGCCCACGGGCCGGAUCCGGCCCUUUUGCUUACUUAAUCCGGCCCGUUGAAAAAUCCCGCAUGCAAUUUGUGUAUCUCUUUUUCCUACGGGCGCGACAUCACUAUUCGCAUUAAUUAAAUUACGAUAAUCAACACUUUACACUCUCCAAACGAAAUACUAAACCAAUAUUCAAAAUAAUUACAGCAAACAAAACACUCGAAUCACUACACUGCUACCGAACUAAAACUACUAUCGUAUAUGAAGAAUAUCAUAUUUCACCGGCUUAAAGCUAUUCCACAAUAUGUUUUACUUGGACAAUACACCCUACCUUACAAUACAAUACCUUAUGUUAAAUAAUCUUUUCUGGUUAAUACCAGAGGCGUACGACAGGGGAAAGUGAAUGGUUGACCCUUCCCAAAUUCUACGCCAAUGAUGAAACUGCUAUUUUAACAUAAUUUUUAGAUUCUCGAAAACUUUCUAUGCAAAUAAUAUACUCUUCAUUCGUAACGAUAAAGUCAUUAGUUUUCGAGAUAUUUGAAGUUAAAAAUUAAAAGGCACACUUAUUUUGAAUAAUGUAUUAUGCUCCUUCGUUUUUAGCUUCAAAUGUCUCGAAAACUAAUGGCUUUAUCGUUACGAAUCAAGAGUAUGUUAUUUACAUAGAAAGUAUUGAAGAAUCAAAAAAUUGCACUAAAUAGAAAUUCCGUCAGUGGCGUAGAAUUUGGGAAGGGUCAACCAUUCACGUUCCCCCGUCGUACGCCUCUGGUAGUAGCCAGAAACGUUUUUUAACAUAAUUUAGUAAGGUGUACAAUACCAGCACCACUUACCAAAUUUCGUGUUGUUGUCCCAUGCCUGUCAGGAAAUAUUCGAAAAUAAAUAAAAUAAAAGUUUAAUUUUGACACCCUGUAUUUCGGUUAUCAACUUUUGUUCUAAGGUAAGUUAGCUUAAAUCGACCUAUUUUAACCUCAGGAAUAUAAGGUUAAGCUAUGGCCCAUUCUUUACCAAACACCCUGUAUAAUUACAUAGGAGAAAAUGAAUCCUUGUUUUCCUUUUUUACAUUUGUUGUAAUUUUUUUGUCUCGAUUUCUAGGCUAUAUAACUGACUUUAAGUCAGUAGUAUUAUAAUUCUGCAUUAUUUACUGUCUGGUUGUUUCCUUUUCAAUAACAUCCAAAAUGUAUCUCAGAUAAUCUUGUCAGAAGCCUUUUUGUAGUCGAUGAAAUAAUCACGGAAAUCUUUGUUGACGCCUAGGCUAUAUUGACAAUAUUGGUACAAAAGAGAACUGGAUUAAAAUGAAAUAGGUACCCGGAGAUAUAUAUGUACUUUCUUUUACGUUUAUAAACCAUUGCUUUGUGUCCAAUUAUUAACGUGACAGCCUAUACAGCUCCAAUUGUCCAAUAUGGGCCUUAGCUACUUUCAGGGAUUAUAUCCUGCUGAAACAGGAUCGGUGGAUGGCCGCAUUUUUUGCCUUGAACGUAUUCGAGGAGGUAUUGUCACUAUAAAAUAAAAUUUUAUUGUAAGAAUAUAUAUUAAAUACAAAAAUAUUGUUUAAAA